AUGGCUAUUGUCGACGCCAUGCGCCGCUCAUCACGCGUCUCCGUCGCCACUGAAACUGGCGGCGCCAACACGGGCAAUGCGGAUCGAACCCUCGAGGAUAUGGGCUACGUGCCUGAACUUGCACGCAAUCGCUCGGUCUGGCAGGUUACUUUCAUGUGCUUCAUUCUCUCCUCCGUCCCUUACGGUCUCUCCACCACCCUCUACUAUCCCCUCGCCGCCGGUGGUCCCGCCAAUAUUAUCUGGGGUUGGGUCCUCGUCUCCUUCUUGAUUCUCUGUGUCGCCAUCUCCCUCGCUGAAAUUACCUCGGUUUAUCCAACUGCCGGUGGUGUUUAUUACCAAACAUUUGUUCUGUCGCCUCUCUGGUGUCGUCGUGUCGCCUCGUGGAUCUGUGGCUGGUCGUAUGUUGCUGGCAACAUCACCAUUACUUUGGCUGUCAACUUCGGUACAACUUUGCUUUUUAUCGGUUGCCUCAAUGUCUUUGAGGAUGCCAAUGGCAACGGCAUCACAUCGGAUUUCCAGGCUUAUCAGACUUUCCUGAUCUUCCUGGCCAUCACCCUCUUGACCCACGCCGUCUCGGCCUUUGGGAACAAGUAUCUGCCCUAUAUCGAGACAUUCGCCAUCUUCUGGACCAUCAUCGGUAUGGUCUGUAUCAUCAUCUGUCUCCUGGUCGUCGCCAAGGAAGGCCGCCGGGAGGCCUCAUGGGUAUUUGGCAGCUUCGAAGCCAACGCUGGCUGGCCUGCUGGUUGGUCAUUCUUCAUCGGUCUCUUGCAAGCCGCCUAUGCCACUUCGGCUACUGGAAUGAUCAUCAGUCUCUGUGAGGAGGUGCGCGAACCCGCCAUUAUGGUCCCCAAGGCCAUGGUUGGCACUAUCGUCAUCAACUUCAUCGCCGGUCUGCUCUUCUUGAUUCCCCUCUGCUUCGUCAUGCCUACGAUCGCCGAUAUCUUGAACGAAUCCCAGCCUACCCCCGUCAUUUUCAAGCAUGCCCUUGGCAGUAGCGUCGGAGCUUUCUGUCUGAUGAUCCCGUUGCUCGUGCUCGGUCUCAUUUGCGGUAUCGGCUGUGUCACCGCUACCUCGCGCUGCACUUGGGCCUUUGCCCGUGAUGGAGGUAUUCCCGGCUCUGGCUGGUGGAAGACUGUCCACAAGAAGUUGGACAUCCCCUUCAAUGCCCUCGUCCUCAGCAUGGUCGUCGAGAUCUGCCUCGGUUUGAUCUACUUUGGUUCCCAAGCUGCCUACAACGCCUUCUCCGGUGUUGGUGUCAUCUUCUUGACCAUGAGUUAUGCAUGCCCCAUCGCCGUCUCUCUGAUCUUCCGUCGUCGCGAGGAUAUCAAGAACGGCAGCUUCAACUUCGGCAUCUUUGGUCUGAUUGCCAACGUCUUUGCUCUUGGCUGGAGUAUUCUCGCCAUCCCCCUCUUCUGCAUGCCAACUCUGAAGGAGGUCACUUUGGAUAGCAUGAACUACGCCUCGGUGGUCUUCUUCGGAACUGUUGUCAUCGCCGCCGUCUGGUACGGAAUUUGGGGUUACAACAACUACCGUGGACCUCCUACUGACGCGGUGGAUAACCACUCGAUGACUGACUCGACCCCUGACGCAACUGAGGAGGUCACCAAGACCAAGAGCCCAUAA
This is a messenger RNA of Penicillium waksmanii, 1623 nucleotides long. RefSeq lists its product as uncharacterized. The record is from RefSeq and is a predicted model, not a curated record. Bases 1 to 1623 code for a protein of 540 amino acids. Lineage: Eukaryota; Fungi; Ascomycota; Eurotiomycetes; Eurotiales; Aspergillaceae. Gene Ontology annotation, cellular component: membrane. Gene Ontology annotation, molecular function: transmembrane transporter activity. The transcript has 3 exons. Gene Ontology annotation, biological process: transmembrane transport; amino acid transport.